CCCAAACCAGCAGAUCAUCAUCGCGCCGUGCCCACGCCGCAUAGAUAUUCGAGGACUUGCGAGCUGCGACCUGCGACCUGCGACCUGCGUCUGCCUGCUGAGUGCUGAGCCUCGGAACCCAAUCAAGCCAGACCAUCCGCCUUUCAAAUCUCGCGCCCAUUGGUUCUCUCUGCCAUUACACAGCUCGCCUUCAGAAUGGCGCCCGACGAGAUGGAAAUCGACGAGGCCGUCCCGCCCCAGGCCCCGGGAAACAACAGCAGCAGCAGCAACAACGACAUCAGCGCCGCGAAGCUUGCCGCCAUGCAGACGCGAACCAAAGCCACCGCCGUCCGAUCCAUCGAGGGCUGGAUCGUGAUGGUGACCAACGUGCACGAGGAGACCGACGAGGAGGCCAUCCACGACAAGUUCGGCGAGUUCGGCGAGAUCCGCAACGUGCACCUGAACCUGGACCGCCGGACGGGCUAUGUCAAGGGCUACGCGCUGAUCGAGUACACGACACUGGAGGAGGCGCGCGCGGCAAUCGACGGCGCCAACGGCACCCAGCUGCUGGACCAGACCGUGCAGGUGGACUUUGCCUUCGUGCGGCCCCCGCCGGGCAAGGCCAUCGCGCGGCCGGGCGGCGGCGGCGGCGGCGGGGGCGGGCCAGUGCGGGGGUCGAAUCGCGGGGCGCGAAGCGGCCGGAGUCGAAGCCGGAGUCCGGGGGCGCCUAAGGAGGACGUCCUGUGAGAUGAUCGCUGGGCCGAGCAACACAAUCCGCAUUGCUGUUUGAGCUGAAGAUCCGCCGGGAAGUGUGGAUCGGGGGGUUGCAGAGGUGAACCGAUCCUCUUCCAGCGAAGACUGGCCGAUGUGUCUUCUUCUCGAGGGUCAAAAGACACGUCGGCAUCUUGCCGUGAUAGACUGAUGGACUUAAAAGCCAAACUUGCACCAUGUCCUGAUUGGUGAUGGAUGAUAUUUUGCAUUGGUCAAUGCUAAGCCUGAUCUCUGGCACCAAGUAGUCAGGAGUAUACGGCACAGAAGAAUCUACGCAGGGCCACUGGUUGGCACCAGUUCU
Molecule: messenger RNA, 1051 nt
Organism: Thermothielavioides terrestris NRRL 8126
Lineage: Eukaryota; Fungi; Ascomycota; Sordariomycetes; Sordariales; Chaetomiaceae
Exons: 3
Coding region: 196-726 (176 amino acids)
Biological process (GO): RNA splicing
Cellular component (GO): nucleus; cytoplasm; exon-exon junction complex
Molecular function (GO): mRNA binding
Source: RefSeq, a predicted model, not a curated record